Molecule: messenger RNA, 546 nt
Organism: Miniopterus natalensis
Lineage: Eukaryota; Metazoa; Chordata; Mammalia; Chiroptera; Miniopteridae
Source: RefSeq, a predicted model, not a curated record
GAGGAACCCAGGGCACUGCAGAGCCCAGGGCAGGUUGGAGUCGCAGGUGGCGCUGGGGUCUCCUUGGGUCUCCUUUGGGCAGCUGAGAAGACCAUCCACCCAGAUUGGGACUGCUAAGGGCUGGCUCUGAGAAGCCAUGAGCACAGAGGGCCCCAGCCCCCUCACAACUCCUGGCACUCUGGGGAGCCCUGUGGAGGCAGUGGACCUCCUGCCCAUGCUCAUUGCCUUGGCCUGCAUCUUCCUCCUGCUGGCCUCCUGUCUGCUGUUCAUGACCAUCUGCAAACCAACCGCGCUGGACCCCUGCAGCCAGGCUCGCGAGUGCAUGCCCCACCACCCCGGGAGCCCCAGUGAGCCCCGGCUCCGGCUCUGGAAGCGCCUGGGCUCCCUGCGCGGCUCCCUGCACAGCUCCCGUUGUGGUCGGCCUGUACCUCGCCGCUCCCUGCGGGACCACGAUGCCAACCGUGACUGGGACUCUACAGAAUCUACCAAGAUGUGACAGACUGUUCCCGCCACCCAGGAUCUACCCUCGCACCCUCCUCCCUCGGA